ACAGGUUCAUGCAUACUUUACAGACUAAAUUGAGAUGGUCCACAUUUGCGCGAAAAUAUGACUUUUCAGUAGAAAUUUGUGUAGAAAAAAUUGAGGUAAUCAUGAAUUCGCGGACUACCGAUCGCCGCGAAUAUCGCGAAAAUUUGAAGCCCGCGAAUAUUUCUACACUGACAGUAUUGCACGUUUAAUGUUAAAUUUAUCACUAGCUGUAUUAUAUUACUAUUGACAUCGUACAUCCCGUCAUCCGAUAUAAAAAAAAUAUUUCAGCAUAGACUUUAAGUUGUAGGAUAAAAAGAAAACAGGAAAAAUGCUGACUGAAACAGUGAAAGCACUGCGACAUCGAUAUAUUUUACCUAUAGGUAUCCUUUUUCUCUUGGUUGCUGUUGGCAGGAUUAUUUUUGGUACUGUUUGGUUAUUUGACACACAUCACCAGCACAGGGACAAUUAUACAAUUAUCUCAACACUGCAGACAGUAACAGUUGCCGAUUGGACUUUAUUUACAUUUUACUUGUGUUUUGUAUUCCUGAAAUUCCUACGAGAAUAUUGUUACUGUCCAUGUGGCAUUUUGCAAGAAGAAAUUGUGAAACCACUUCGAAGUACCGAAAUGCUAUUCAUAGGUGGGAUCUGUAUGCUGGCUGCUGUCGGCAGGAUCACUUUUGGAAUAUUAAUAAUCUGUGGUUUAUUUGACCAGUUACCAUUCAAGGAUAAUGGUCGAUACAUCACUGCAUUUGUACUUGUUAAGGGAGUAACCGGAGUGUUAUUUUGGUCUUGGUUAUUGCAUCGAUACAUCCACAAGAAGGAAGAAAAGCAUCUGAGUACAUUCACGCUGUUAUUGUCAAUUUUUAACUUCAUCUGGAUGAUCAUAGGCACAGCAUUGGUGUUUGAUGUAUCGCAUCUGCAGAGAGAGCAUUUUUCUGUGAAAUCAGUUCUGCAAGUAAUAACAAUUGUAGACUGGGCUUUAUUUGGAUUUUAUGUUUGCUUUGUAUUCAUGCAAACGUUACGUGCGAUAUGGAAAUACCGUAAUACAGAUCAUUAAUUAGAGGCUCCUGGGGCUCCUGGGGCUCCUGAGGCUUCUGUGUGAGCGUGUGCUUUGAAAGUGUUUUCAGCCAAUCAAAUCAAAAUCUCCACUUACAUGUUUAUUGAGAAUAGUACUUGCCAACAAGGAACAACAGUGUCGCGAAAUGACGGAGUUCAAUAAAGGUUUACUUUACCAAUAUUAAAUGUAAAAUCUUAUUGCUAAGGACAGAUAUAUAUUUCGGCGUCGAUAUUGAAAAGAACCUUGUUUUUUCAUGGGUUGAUUUGAUUGGUAAAUGCGUUUUCUGAAAAAAGUCAACUUGUUAAUACAUGUAUGCAAAUCUAAAAUUAUUCGCGAAAGGUGUCAGAAUUUCAUUGUAGACCUCUGCUAUAAGAGAAUGAGACUGAGAACACUUGAAACGAUAUACUUGUAUAAAUGACAUAUCUAGAUUCUGUAUAAACCUAACAAAAUUUCAUAUUCUAACUAACACAACUUGAUUCAUUUUCCUAUUAAACAAAGAAGGCUGAAAGUUGCGUACUAUUUUAUAACAAUUCACUGCUCUGACGUCACAACUAUUACGUCACAGAGUCAAACGGCAUAGCGGCGAAUUAAAAAAGAAACCAACAAAGACAGGAAAAUCUUUAAUCUUUGACGGACGACGUCAAUGAUGUACUUGUGUUAGAAUCGAAAUAAUAUAUCUCAUGUAGUUAUAUGCCCUUGAAUAAAAUCAGUGUUUGUCGUUCAGAUGCGCAUUAAUAGAUCACUCGGAUUGCGCCCAAGUGAUAUAUAACUCCUUCGCAUCUGAACUCCAAACAAUGAUUUUAUUCAAUGACAAAACACUGGAUGAGAUAUAUUAUUUCUUAAUUAAUCAUCUUUCAAAGAUAUGUACAUUAUUGAUGCGACGGUAGAUAUCUACUUACUCCUAAGAAAACUGAAGGCAUGAUUGGAUCAGAAUCAUACAUUGCAUCAUUUUUUUUAUAUGAAACAAAAUGUUUUAAACUGGUUUAUUGCCCAAGGAAUCCGAUCCGCUUAUAGAUACCAUUUCGAUGCCUGUUGAUCCCAUAUUUUUGGCACUAUUUGAAAAGGUUUUGUCUGUUAAACAAGAAUUAGAAAGUAAGAUGACCAUAAUAAUAAUUUAUGCACGAAUCAUUACAGUAAUGUCUUUUGACGGCGAAAUGAUACGCCUAAACACAGUAAUAACUGGAUUUCUGUUGUAGUAUAAUUGAAAACUAUAGUAAUGAUAUAAAUAUUCUGUAAUAUAUUUUUCUCAUGUAAUUAAAUGUACAUGUAUUUUGUUGUUAUUUUUUUUCAGUAGACAAUACACUUUCUUAUGAUUAUGAUCUCGUGCGCACUACAUCUUGUCUCGAGCGCUCGACAUCUUUUCUCGUGCGCACGACAUCUUAUCUCGAGCACUCGACAUCAUAUCUCGUGCGUACGACAUCUUAUCUUAUCUCGAUCGAUCGACAUCUUAUCUCGAGCUUUCGACAUCUUAUCUCGUGCGCAUGACAUCUUAUCGCGAACGCACGACAUCGUAUCUAUAUAUACGUGAAGGCCCUUUGUGUGCAUUCAGAUCAUCAGUGAAAACAUACGACUGCCACCGUUUUUGAUUUUGUUUUGUUUAUACUUAUAACCGAUUCAAGGUAAUAAUUUAAAUACACAAACUGACUAAUGAAAGGCAGCGAAAAUUCUGUGAUGACGCAAAGGAAUAAAUUCAAGUCCUUGACAUAAUAAAGAUUUGAAUAACAUCUGAAUAGGCGAGACCCUAAUUACCUAUUUGUUCGUAUGUUUCUACUGAUGACCUAAAUACACACAAAGGGCCUUAAUAUAAGAUGUCGUGUGCACGAGAUAAGAUGUCUUGUGCUCGAGAUAAGGUGUAGUGCGCACUAGAUAAGAUGUCAUGCGCACGAUAUAAGAUGUCGAGCACUCGAGAUAAGAUGUAUGUCGUGCGCUCGAGAUAAGAUGUCGUGUGCACGAAAUAAGAUGUCAAUCGCUCGAAAUAAGAUGUCGUGCGCUCGAGAUAAGAAAAAAUUAAAUGCAUGUCCCAAUCAUACCAACGUAAACAUGGACGAUUUCAUAUAUCCUAUUUAUUGAAAGCAAUUCAACUUCUGAACGGUUGUAUUUUCCGUGAAAUUGUGGACUGCUUACUAUCCUAGCUUAAGGCACCGCUAUAUAUAUUUAUUUUCUACUUUCAUUUAUCAACGUGCAUUGUGAAACCAGCAAUUUAUUAGCGUAUCAGAUUUGAUAGUCGUUUUCAAUUAAUCAAGAAAAUACCGAUAUUUUCCAGAUACUAUUUUGAAUUUUAUCUGAUGCAUGUUAAGGACUUUGUUUUUAGGUUCUUUCAAAACCUCUUUGUUAGGAUUUAUUGAAAUACAUUGUUUUAUAUUUUAUCAUGUCUAUAAUUAGUAUAAAUAAAUGUAUUUUUCAUAUUG
This is a messenger RNA of Mercenaria mercenaria, 3444 nucleotides long. RefSeq lists its product as uncharacterized. The record is from RefSeq and is a predicted model, not a curated record. The coding region runs from base 308 to 1036 and encodes 242 amino acids. The transcript has 8 exons. NCBI's taxonomy places the organism in Eukaryota, Metazoa, Mollusca, Bivalvia, Venerida, Veneridae.